This is a messenger RNA of Suillus bovinus, 546 nucleotides long. RefSeq lists its product as uncharacterized. The coding region runs from base 1 to 546 and encodes 181 amino acids. The record is from RefSeq and is a predicted model, not a curated record. NCBI's taxonomy places the organism in Eukaryota, Fungi, Basidiomycota, Agaricomycetes, Boletales, Suillaceae. The transcript has a single exon.
AUGUUGUGCACCCACAUUACAAAGGCUGGAGUACAGGACAUCUGGGGGGAUUACAACAAAUUUACCAGGAUCUUCAACUCCUUCUCCAAUCAGUGGGAUCUGUGUCUCGCCCUUGAUCCAACUAGCAUGCCUGAGGGUGAUAACCAAGAAGACAACAACAACAUCAUGCCUCCACUGCCUACAACUGCUCUUAUUGAUGUUCCACCUCUGGCCCCUUCCAGUUUCUUGAAUGAUAUAUACAUGUACUUUGGCAGUAAUGUCUCACUUUCAUCAAGGCACAAGGACAUUGAAGGAAUUGUCCCCGUCUUGCACUACUACUUUGGAUAUCGACCUAUGGCACCUAGUUCUGCUCCCCUCUAUGCAUCCAUGCAGUUACACAAGUGGAUUAAGAAAACUCAUUGGGAUCACCUCCACAAGCUCCUUGGAGAUUCAGCUGCAGAAACAGGCUCGAUCACAGUGCCACAACACCAAAGCAUCACAAAUUUUAUUGCAUAUCUGAUAAACUUGAAGGAGUCUGACUUAGGCAUUAUCUCACCUGAUGUUUAG